AAUUAUAUUUUUUGUUCAAAGAUAAUUUUAUAUUUUUCCAAAUACCUUUGGGGUCAAGCCAAACUUCACAUUUGGGCCGUCGACCAAGGAUUUGUUAAAAAAAGCCAUCGUGUCAUCACAUUUAUAACCAAUGAACCUUGAUGCUAUAGCAUGUAACCAAAAAGAAAAAGGUUGAUGCUAUUUAUAACAAAUGAAGAUACACAAAUAGGGCAAUGACAAGUCAAGCUCCUUUAUUUAAUCACCGACAAAAAAACACAAAAAGAAACCCACUAUAUCUUACUCUCAUAACCAAUAGCUACACUAAAAUCUCCAUUCAUAUUGCAGAGAAAGGAGACCAAAAAAUAAUGUUGAGAGAUCUUCACUUGCACUCCACUCAGUACAGUAUCAUUAUCAUCUUCAUGAUAACUUUCAAGCUCUCUCCUCUUUUUUAUCUCUCUUCUUCAUCAGAACUCAGUUCUCAUGAUCAUGGCUACCAAACCAUAAUGCCUCAAACCUUCAUCUAUGCAGGUUGCUCUGAAGGAAAAUAUCAACCCAAUACUGAAUUUGAAACUAACUUAAACACUUUUCUCUCUUCAGUUUUCAGUUCAUCCUCUCAGUUUUCCUAUCACAGCUUUGCCAUUGGAAAUAAUAACAAUGAAAGCUCAACAACAUCAUCACUAACAAAUCAAGCCAGCACAAUCUAUGGCUUAUACCAAUCUAGAAGGGUGUUUUCUCAGAUACGAGCAUGUGGAUUUCUUGGGCAAGGCUGACACAAGCCUUAGGUUCAGAAGGUGUAGGAAACCGGUGAGGCGUGUCGAUGUUGAGUUCUUCCAACGAAGAGAUGCUGUAAUUGCAGAUUUAAUGGCGGCUAAUGAUGGAUUUAGGGUUAGCAGAUCAGCUUUUGUUGAGGGUGUUGCUAUGUGCUUGGGGGAUUUGAGAGCAGCAGAUUGCUCCUCUUGCCUUGUGGAAGCUGUGGAGAAGAUGAAGAGCUUAUGUGGAACACAAGCAGCAGAAGCUGCUGUGUUCUUAGCACAAUGUUAUGUUCAUUACAGGGCCUAUGGAUACUAUGGAGAAGCUUCUGAUUAUUCCUCCAAGAAGGAGGAUCAAGUGAGGAAAGCAACAGCUAUUCUCUUGGGAUUACUAGUAUCUCUAACCAUUCUUGUUGGGAUUCUCUGGAUUUGCCAAAGAGCAAUGCCUCAAAAAUAGGUAAUUGUGUACGUGCCAAAUCAUGGCCAUGCUUGUAGGGACUUAAAAUGGCUGGGAUUUUAGAAUUCAUAGACUUAUCCUUGAAUCAAAUUCCUACGAAGCUAUUGAAGCGACAAUAAUCCUCACUCACCCGGACUCUGUUGUUAUUUCUAAGAUUAGAGCUUUGCUGGCUCAUGACUGGGCUUUAUAUAAUUUUUAUUAUGAUUAUUGUUAAUUAGAUCCAUCA
Molecule: messenger RNA, 1411 nt
Organism: Prosopis cineraria
Lineage: Eukaryota; Viridiplantae; Streptophyta; Magnoliopsida; Fabales; Fabaceae
Product: plasmodesmata-located protein 8-like
Exons: 3
Coding region: 682-1185 (167 amino acids)
Cellular component (GO): plasmodesma
Source: RefSeq, a predicted model, not a curated record